This is a messenger RNA of Haliaeetus leucocephalus (bald eagle), 1552 nucleotides long. RefSeq names its product GTP-binding protein 10 (putative) (gene GTPBP10). Bases 182 to 1216 code for a protein of 344 amino acids. Gene Ontology annotation, cellular component: mitochondrion. Gene Ontology annotation, molecular function: GTP binding; magnesium ion binding; GTPase activity. The record is from RefSeq and is a predicted model, not a curated record. Lineage: Eukaryota; Metazoa; Chordata; Aves; Accipitriformes; Accipitridae. The transcript is spliced from 10 exons.
UCCCUCUGCCCGGGGUUCUGCAGGCCGGGCGGGCGUGCCGGGGAGGAGACGUCAAACGUUUCUCGUGGUAGAAAAGUAUCUCGGAGGGUUACGUGUCUGUUUUCUGAACGCUCGUUGUUGCCAUCAGUACGGCAACUUCAUAGAUGAUUUACGGCUCUAUGUGAGAGGAGGAACUGGUGGAAUGGGUUAUCCUCGUCUAGGUGGGGAGGGAGGGCGAGGUGGUGAUGUCUGGUUCGUUGCCCAAGAAAGAACUACCUUAAAGACCAUAAAGGACAGAUAUCCCCAGAAGAGAUUUCUAGCUGGAACAGGAGCCAACAGCAGUGUUAAAGCACUAAAAGGUGAAAAAGGAAAAGAUUGUGAAGUGCACGUGCCUGUGGGAAUUUCAGUUCUUUGUGAUGAUGGCAAGCAGAUUGGAGAGCUUAAUGCAGCAGGAGAGAGACUCCUAGCAGCUCGCGGAGGUCUUGGAGGCUCUUUGGCCACAAACUUCAUGCCUUGCAAAGGUCAGAGGCGGAUUGUUCGUCUUGAUUUGAAACUUAUAGCAGAUGUUGGCUUAGUUGGGUUUCCAAAUGCAGGAAAAUCAUCCUUGUUAAGCAAGAUUUCUCAUGCCAAACCUGAGAUUGCAAAUUACGCAUUUACAACAGUACAGCCUGAACUAGGAAAGGUCAUGUAUGCAGAUUAUAAGCAGAUUUCAGUAGCUGAUCUCCCAGGACUGAUUGAAGGCGCACAUGCAAACAAAGGGAUGGGCCACAAAUUUCUCAAACAUGUAGAAAGAACCAAACAGCUUCUCUUAGUUGUUGAUAUUUCUGGGUUUCAGCUGUCUAUUAAGACUCGGUUCAGAACAGCCUUUGAAACUAUAUUGCUUCUAACAAAGGAACUGGAGCUGUACAAAGAGGAACUUCUAACAAAGCCUGCACUUCUUGCCAUUAAUAAAAUGGAUUUGCCUUGUGCAAAAGAUAGCUUGAGUGAACUUAUGAAACAGCUACAGAAUCCUCAAGACUUCUUACACUUACUACAGGAAGAAAUGAUUCCUGCAAACACACUUGAAUUCAAAGAUAUAAUUCCUAUAUCUACAUAUACUGGAGAAGGAAUCGAGGAACUAAAAGCAUGUAUAAGAAAAUCUAUAGAUGAGGAAGCAGAGCAGGAGAAUGAAGAAUAUCGGAAAAAGAAACUACUACUUUUACAAACUUCAGAAGAAGGACAAGUGAAUAGAAGCUAGCAUUCUUGGCUGGAUCCAACGCAUUUUAGUAUUUUUAGUAUGUACAUGAACCCAUUGCUAUGCAGACCUUCCAUUUAAUUUUUGUUCCCUCUACCACCACUGCCCAGUUCUCUGCUUGCCCCACCAUUGUCUCAAUUUCUUUUGGCACUUGGGUAGAGCAGAGUGGGGAAAAGAACGGGUUUUUCUGAUUGACAUUGGCUGCUGACUCAACAGAGUAAAGACCACAGCGUGUGCAACUAAGAGCACUGCUUAACAACUGAUGAUCCCUGGAAUAUUUUUUGCCAAGUUAGAUGGAUGGAAGGAAUAUAACCUGCACAGGUAGCAAAGGAGCAAGUU